Messenger RNA from Peronospora matthiolae, 189 nucleotides. The record is from the annotation of a GenBank genome assembly. Lineage: Eukaryota; Oomycota; Peronosporomycetes; Peronosporales; Peronosporaceae.
AUGUGGUCGCUGCGCGAAACCUUCGCUGCAGAGUAUGACAAGUACUUACUGCAGAGUUACGUGAACGAGAUUCGUAUUCUCGCGAUCAGAGACGAGGACGAGACGAAAGAGAAGAAAAUUCCGGCGUUUACUAACGUCAAGACUUUGCUUUGCCGCAAAAUGUAUGGCGACGUGUGUGUAACGGGGUGA